This is a messenger RNA of Hippocampus zosterae (dwarf seahorse), 4477 nucleotides long. RefSeq names its product myomegalin-like. The record is from RefSeq and is a predicted model, not a curated record. Lineage: Eukaryota; Metazoa; Chordata; Actinopteri; Syngnathiformes; Syngnathidae.
AUGGUGACCACCCCCAUCGAGUAUCAGCUGAUCGAGGGGCAGAACGUCACAUUAAACAAGAUCCGAGAGAUGGCCCACCGGAAUCAACUCGCACAAAGCAAGACACCAGAGGGGGUCAGUGAGUCUGUGACUCACUCCCAGCUGCAAUUGGAGCUGGUGGGCGUGCAGAGCUCCCUGUUCUAUUUGGGCCUGGAGCUGGAGGCCAGCCAGAGGAGUCUCAGUCAGAGUCAGAGACAAGAUGACGAUCUGGCCCGCUUCAAAGACAGACUGAAUGCUGACCUCCAGGAGGCGCUGCAGCAUAAGGAAGAGACUGAAAAAGACAAUCAGGACCUGCGUUGCGCACUUCAGAAAACCCGCGCCGAGCUCAGGGCUAAGGAAGAAGCUCUGAAGGAAGUCGAGGCAGAGAGGCUCUCCGCGGCGCAAGAAAAAGACAUGAGCAUUGCACAGCUCAAUCACUCUCUGCGGGAGAAGGAGCGACAGUUACAGGAGUACUCACAAAUGUUCGAGACACCAGAAAGUCCCAAACCAAGAGAUGCACUUGUUGAGAAAUUAAGAGAGCGAAUUAAAGACAGAGAAAGAGCUUUGGAGCGCACCAUCGAUGACAAGUUCCGCUGCCUGGAUGAACGUGAGGGUCAAGUGAGGACACUGCAGCUGGCGCUACGGGAAAAAGACCGAGACCUGUACAGGCUCCGCUGCAUCCUGUCUAACAACGAGGAGACCAUCACGAGUCUCGAUGUUCUGGUGCAAAGGAAAGAGCUGGAGGUGGAGCAGGCGGCCGAAGCCUACAGAAACCUUCAGUGGCUGAAACAGGCCAGUGAAGAAAAGGAGAGCAGAACUUUCAGGGAGAAGGACGCCAUCAUUGGCCAGCUGCAAGCAGCGCUGCAGGCUCUCAGCAAGGAGAUACAGGAUCUGACGGCGACCCUGGUCGCCAGAGUUCAGGCCGGCCCCACCGACGUGGUGGAGGAGCUGAAGGCUCGGCUCCAGCUGCAGGAGAAGCUCUUCCAGGAGCUGCUGUCAGACCGCAGCCGCCAAUCGAUUGAACACCAAACGCGGCUUUCGGACUUGCUCAACACCCUCGCUGACAAAGACCAGUACCUGCAGGACAAUUCGUACAGGCUGUCCUUGGUUAUAAGCGAGCGCACAGGUCAGCUGCAGGAGGUGCGCAGGCAGCUGUCCAAGGGAGAGCAGGAACUGUGCGAGCUGAGGCGGGACAAAGAGAGGCAGACGGCCGGAGACGUGCAACACCUGCAAGGUCUUCUCCGAGAGAAAGAAGCCUUUUUUAAGGAGAUGAUGCAGAACCAAGAGGAAGUCAUGAUGCGGCCGCCGUCUCCAGAGAGUGAAGAAGACGUGAAGGCCCUUCGGGAAGAGCUGCAGUUAAUGCUUAAGAAGGAGAGGGAAGCCCAGAAAGAACUCUCUGCUCUGCGUUCGUCUUUGGUUGCCCAGCAAGCAAAGGGAGCAGCAACAGCAAGUACCGAGCAUGUGCUGGAGCAGCUCGUCUUGGAGUACCGUCAGUUGAAUGGUGCCCUGAGGACCGAGAAGAGACUCUACCAGAAUCUCAUUCACACCAAUAGCGACAGCUCGGACAAGGUCUUGGCCCUCCACACUCAGCUGGACUCGGUUCAGGCACUCCGCGGGCAACUGGAGGAGGUCCUGACCCGGAUUCAGAACAUGGCCCUGGACCUGGAAAGGGCCACCAAAAGGCAGCGUGACUUAGGAGAUGUCAGCACCGAAGAGGGCGUGGAGGAAAAUGAAGGCUGGGUGUCCGACACCCAGGCGACUUUUUCUGCGUCCAAACCCAGUCGCGAGCUGCAGGAGCUGAUGGCACGAGUGGCCUCCUUGGAGGCCCAAUUGAGCAGCUCCAAGUUGGAGGGGAAGUGCGAAGCAGAGCAGGGGAAAUGUGCCACAUGGCCUGGAAAGUACAACUCUCUCUUCCAGGCCCAAGCUCGUGAGCUCUCCCACCUGAGGCAGAGGAUGAGAGAGGGUGAAGGAGUCUCCCAUAUCCUCACACAGCAUCUGGCUGACACCACCAAGGCUUUUGAGGAGCUGCUGCGGGCCAACGAUGUUGACUACUACAUGGGGCAGAGCUUUCGAGAGCAGCUUUCACAAAGCACCGCGCUAGCUCAGAGACUGCUCAUCAAGCUGACUGGACGAGUGGAAAGCCCCGUUGACAAGACAGGCCACGAGUUGCUGGCCAUGCAGCUUAGCAAGGAGCUUCAGCAGAAAGACCAAAUCAUCGAGUCUCUGCACAACAAGCUGCAGCAUCGCCCUGAGACGCCAUCCAGCUGCCAAGCCCUCUCGGAGACCACCGACCCAUCAGACAGGACUUCCUUGGUGUCCGACGAGUGUCAAACCAACGAAGACCUGGAUCUGUGCUCCGAGUUAGACGCCGGAGACUAUCGGGACCAGGAUGAGCAGCGACAAUCCGAACCGGAUGCCCAUUCAUCGAUCCCUCCUCCUUCUCGUGGACACCUCCAAUCAUCUUUCAGCUGUCCGGGAAUGCUUUUCUCAGCCUCUGGGGGUUUAACCGCUCCGUCCUUGAAAGGCUACAGCCAGCUACCUCAUCAUGCCUUUCCGCAGUACCAGCUGGGCGGCAUUCUCGAGAGUCACUCACUAAAGUCGGGCUCGGGGCCAAAUUUAAUUGAAGAGCACCUACGGGAGGUGCGAUGUCUUCGCCAGCGCCUGGAAGAGUCCAUUCGGACCAACGAAAGGCUCCGACAGCAGCUGGAGGAAAAAUUAGCAAACCCUGGGCGCGACGGAGGAGCAGCUACAAACAUCUAUAUUCAAGGGUUGGACACAGUCACACAUCUGUCGAAUGAAAUCCGAGUCCUGACAGACGAGAACUUGAAUCUGCAGUCCCGUCUACAGGCCAGCACAGACUCGUGCGAGGAGCUGAUCGAAGCACGCGCCCGCCUCAAGCAAGCCGAACUGGAAGCUGAUCAGUGGAAGGAGGAGUUGAGACGACUUCAGACACACAGUGAGGAGCAGGGACGGCAGAUUCUCGCCUUGAGGCAAGCCGGUCAGGAGAGAAUCAACAGAGCGCAGCACGAGGCGUCUCUACUGCAGCAGCAGUUGUGUGAGAGCAGAGACCUCAUCCACUCCCUGCAGAACGAACUGCACGUCUACGAUCGCGCGUGCUCCAGCUUCAAAUCCAACAAAGGCUUCCUGUGCGAAGCUCCUGGCCUGCCCGCGGAGUCGGCGGAGCUACUGAGCGAGGUGAGGAGUCUGCGGGCCCAGCUGCAGAGCAGCAUCCAGGAGAAUAGCGCCUUCAAGCAGCUGGAGCUCCACAAGCAGCUGGAGCAAAAACUGGGCGCCGGCUCCCCUCGCACGCCGUCCCUGUCGGCCUUCGGCGCCAGCCCUCAGAGGGAAAACGUCUACAGGCGACAGCUGCUGCACGACCCGGCCCCUUCUCCACCUGUCAGGGACAUUGGUCUCUUUAACUGUGGAUCUCUGCCCCCCUACUCGGACCUGGAUGACAACCAUAGCGCCGCCAACGACCCCCUCGACCCGCACGCUGAGCUGGAAGGCGACGCCCCCGAUGGCUCGUUCGCCAACCGUUACGGCCGCCACGCCGUCGGUCACGUGGAUGACUUUAACGCUCUCCAGCAACAAGUCCUUGAAGGUCGCAGCAUCGUGCAGCGCAUGGAGGCAGCGUUGCGCCCGCGCCUGCGCUCUCCUCCACCGUUAGGAGCCGCCCAGAAACAAAACAAUGAGCAGCUCUUGGAUUACGGCAAUGUCCCGAGUCUCUUGUCCAACACGAAGACCCUGAGGCAGAUUCUGGAGGAGGCGGCGUCCCUGCUGAAGAUGUUCUGGAGGGCGGCGCUGCCCAGCGCCGACGCCGCCACGCCGAACCUGAAGAAGGAGCAGUCGAUGCAAGAGGAGAUCUUGUCCCUCAAGCUGCGCGUGUCUGAGCAGGAGGAGGUACUGAAGGGGACGAUUCAAAGGCUGAGGAGCACCAGUCGCACCAAGGAGAGCAUGGAGCAUUUCAUCGUGAACCAGCUGUCAAGGACUCGGGAUGUUUUGAAGAAAGCAAGGACAAACUUGGAGAAGAACGAGCUGAGACUUUCCUCUCUAAGCUCCUCGUCUUCCGCUCCCUACGCCGCUGAGGAGCCAGGAGGUGAUGCCAGAGAGCAACCUGCUAAUGUCCGGGGCUUGACGACUGACGGAGUCAAAGCCAACCAGCACUCUGCUGCCAGGAAGCGCACCAGCCGAUGCUUGCUUUAGACCCCGAACAACCGGACUCAAUGCUACGGACCUCCACAUUUAAAAUCACUAAGACCUGCUCAGUCCCCUAAACCUCUGUCUUCAACCAGGCCUUACCAAACUCCCUUCAGCGUCCCCAAACUCCUCAAAAGCGCAGUCAGUGUUAUUCUUUGAGUGGAGCUGUCAGCAAUGUGUAUGAAAGAAGGCGUGUGAAACGUGUACCUGGUGGUUGCAGUGACAAGCCGGAUUGGAACGGCUUGAAGACGCCCCCGAAACG